Molecule: messenger RNA, 465 nt
Organism: Cylindrotheca closterium
Lineage: Eukaryota; Bacillariophyta; Bacillariophyceae; Bacillariales; Bacillariaceae
Source: the annotation of a GenBank genome assembly
AUGAAAACUUCAGUUCCGAGCCUACAACAGCAAAAGGUGCCCAGUCUCGUCUUUGGAGCCCACUCGUCUUCCAACAGUCUCGUAUCAAUCCUGUCGUUUGAAUCGCGAAAGGAUGUCGCUCCACGGGUUCCCAAGCGCAAGUCAUCCAGUGACUUGUUCGUUGGAUACAGGAGCACCAGUGACCAACAGUGUGAGAAUUCUUCUUCCAAUGCCAGAUUCGAAGAUGGCUGCAACAGCGAGAGCCUUGUUGGAUCUACUACAACGAUGGCAUCGCUGAUCGAUGGAUUGGGUUGCCUUUCUCCUGUUGCCAAAAAGAAGAGCUCGAUGAAAUCAAUUACAUCCUAUCGCCUAAUGGAUGACCUAACCACAAAAUCGGAUACACCGCCAGCUAUCCCACAACGAGAGCUCUCUACCGAAAACAGAUGGGCCAUUCGGGAGUUCUAUUUCGAAUGCGCAACAGAGUGA